Notolabrus celidotus (New Zealand spotty) is the source of this 2643-nucleotide messenger RNA. It is a transcript of the gene npy7r, whose product is annotated as neuropeptide Y receptor Y7. The transcript is spliced from 3 exons. Gene Ontology annotation, molecular function: neuropeptide Y receptor activity. NCBI's taxonomy places the organism in Eukaryota, Metazoa, Chordata, Actinopteri, Labriformes, Labridae. Gene Ontology annotation, cellular component: membrane. The record is from RefSeq and is a predicted model, not a curated record. Bases 261 to 1376 code for a protein of 371 amino acids. Gene Ontology annotation, biological process: G protein-coupled receptor signaling pathway.
CCUGUUCAAAUGUACCACAGCUCAAGCGCACUUCCUGCGCAGAUCUCCAGUGACAGUCCCUGGCACUGCUGUGUACGCGUUAGAGCUUCCUCGGGAACGCACGGUCGAGCCACAAGAUGCGCACUGGGCGCUACAGCUUGGGAGGAGCUUCGGGAUUUUCCCCCCUCGUUCCACGCCACACUCGAGUGGAGACUCGUUUGCCAGAGGAGAUAUAGUGGAAAAGGUGUUGGCUCAGCCUCGAUCUGGCAUCUUCCGCUAAAAUGAGCCCACCAGACACAUCCAACAGCACAAGCGAAGGGGAGGAGGAUCAAACCUACCCCUUGAGUCUCCCCAACAACAGCAUGGGUUUUCACACACCUGGUUUUCACACUGACAUUACCAAGCACCUUGGAGUCCAGAUCACAUUAAUCACGGCAUAUUCACUGAUCAUUCUGCUGGGGCUGCUGGGGAAUUCACUCGUCAUCUACAUGAUUAUUCGUUACAGAAACAUGCGGACUGUGACCAACUUCUUUAUCGCUAACCUGGCCCUGGCAGAUCUCCUGGUGAAUACUCUCUGCCUGCCCUUCACUCUGGUUUACACUCUGCUGGACGAGUGGAAGUUUGGGGCCUUGUUGUGCCACAUGGUUCCCUUCGCCCAGGCCUUGAGUGUGCACGUAUCCAUCCUCACUCUAACAGUCAUAGCCCUGGAGCGUUACCGCUGCAUUGUCUUCCACCUCGGUCGACGUCUGACGUGGCACUCCAGCUUCCUCAUCAUGGCCUUCACCUGGACUACGUCAGCUGUUCUGGCAGCACCCCUGGCUAUUUUCAGAGAGUACCGACAUGAGCAGAUUCUGUCUAUUAACAUGGAUUUUGCUGUCUGUUCUGAGAAGUGGCCUCAUGGUACAAGCAGGGACGGAGUCAUCUACAGUCUCUCCAUGCUGCUCCUACAGUACAUCAUCCCCUUAGCCAUCAUCAGCUACGCCUACAUCUGCAUCUGGGUCAAACUGAAGAACCACGUCAGUCCAUCCAGCCGCAACGACAGCAUCAACCGCCGCAAAAAGACUACCAAAAUGUUAGCGCUGGUGGUGGUGGUGUUUGCAGUCUGCUGGCUGCCGUUCCACGUGUUUCAACUGGCCAGUGAUUUAGACCUGGUGCUCAGGCUGAAGGAGUACAAACUGAUAUACACUGUGUUUCACAUUAUAGCCAUGUGCUCGACUUUUGCUAACCCUUUCCUGUACGGGUGGAUGAAUAAAAACUACAGGACUGGCUUUCUCAUGGUUUUCCGCUGCGAGGAUAAGCCAGAUUCUUUCCACCCUGAGGGCUCCUUCAGGACUUGCUCAAUAAGAAGGCUGACUCUGAAUGGUCGCAAUGGCGGACAUCCUCCAACUGCUGUAUGAGAUUAACAUAAUUGAGAAGCCUAGUUAUGACUUAACACAUUGAAAGCACCUUUGUUUUUCAGUGCUCGUGGUUUCAAGAGUAGCCUUUUGACUUGAAUGGUCUGAGCUUGAGUAUCUUUGUCAGUGGAGAGGGCUCGAAGGUUUGCAUGCAAAUCGUUUUCUGUAGGGCUUGUCUUUCGUUUGUGAAUGGUACUUGUGAAAAACCUUGUCAAACCUAUUCAGAUCUGUGUUUAAAAUGUUUACUAUGAUGUUAUUUAACUUGGUUAGCUGUAUAAUGUGUUUCCUGUAACUGAUGAAUUCUUGUUGGUAAGUAACGUCCAGUUAAUCAUGCACUCUGUUGCAUAUGUGGCCUCUCUAUGACCAAUAAUGCUCAAAGAAUUAAUGGAAGGAAGAGAGAAAUCAUUGUGACUGUGAUGAAAUUAAAUUUUUCACACUCAUUUUUCUCUUGGUUGGCUGUCCAAAGCAUUUGGAUGGUUUUCACUCAAUUAUUCCAAAUACUGCUUUUUGGGUUCAUUCAUUCAAGCCUCAUCCAAGGAAUCCAGAAGAGGCUAUCCGUGAUUUUUUCCAUCUGGGAAAUUAAUUGCUCUUACCUGACAACCAGAUGUUCCAAAUUAGAUGGACCAGCAGGCCUCUGUGUCCAAAGGAAUGAGAUUGAAACCCAGUGGACUUUUUAAAGUGAGAGCAACAGGGUCUUAAUGCCUCAGCAGCAUGAAGGGAGCUGUUUUAAGGAUAUUAAAAAAAAAUCCUGAUUAAGAAGCAGUCAAAACAUGUAUAUUAACACUCAGCUGCUAAAUUGUCCUUUUUCAGGGUCUUUAACCUAUGACAGAGGAACAUUUCUCUUUACCCCUAGGCAGACACGUUUGGGGCUUUUUGCACAUUCUUCCAAUAGUUCUUAUUAACAUCUGGGAAACUAGAUGUAGACUUAAGUUUGGGUGGAACUUAAAUAAUUACAGCUAUAUAAAGUAGAUGCAAAAUAAGUGUGUGUCUUAUCCUGUAUGGGAAUGUUGUACAAGAGAAAAUGGUGGCUCAUGACACAAGGCAUUCAACACACUGACACCAUAUGUAGACCAGUCCAAAACCAUCCGGGUUGGUAGUCCAUUGCACCAUCAACACUGUAAGACAGCACAAUCCACCAAGAGAAGACAGAGUGACAUAAAACAAUGCAUAUUCUGAAACUGAAGUUCAUUAAAGUCAUUCUCAAACUUGAACAACAACAACAAGAACCUGUGGAUCCAAAAAUAAUCAAAUAAAAGAAUUUAAUGAACAA